This is a messenger RNA of Cuscuta epithymum, 4003 nucleotides long. Lineage: Eukaryota; Viridiplantae; Streptophyta; Magnoliopsida; Solanales; Convolvulaceae. The record is from the annotation of a GenBank genome assembly.
GUGGAAAUGAAUACAUAAAUGGGUAGUAGGUAGUAGGUUUUUCAUUCACAAAUUCAUUGAUCGAACCAGGCAAAACAUGGGCAUGCUGCGGCAGGCCCCCGGCGCCGAAGCCUUUUGUAUCAGGAGGGAAUGGAAGUAUCCGGUCAGUAUUUCCAAAUGUACAAGCAGUUUCAACUACUACCAGCAAAUUCAGCAUGACAUCCAUCAAAAUUAGUGCUUCUUGUCUUCCAUAUAGUGUUUAUGUCCGAACUUAUUUUCCACAAUCAUCUCACCGUUGCUUCUUCUCAUCACCUCCGCCCUCAUAUUCUUCAUCUCUUCAAAAAGUACCCGUCCAUGAGAUUGAAGCCGAGAUCACUCCAAUCUCAAGCCCACUCUACAAUUUUCUCCCGGAUACAGAAAAUCCUAACAAAACAGUCGCCCUCGUAUGUUCUUCCUUAAAGCAGAGAAACCCAAGAGGCGCCAGCCUAAAAGAGGAGCUUUCUAGUCGCGUUUUAACAAGCUCCGAGAUCUCAAAGGUCCUCCUGCGAUGUCAAUCCGAUUCUCACGCCGCUCUUUCCUUCUUCGAUUGGGCCAGAAGCAUCAAUGGCACUAGUAACAGGUUAGACACGCUCAACUACUGCCUUAUGGUCCACAUAUUGGCUUGGUCUAGAAAUUAUUCCAUGGCAAUGCAGACUCUAUCCCAGCUUGUCCAGCUGACUACCACGGCGGCAAAGGGGGAUUCUGUUUUCACUGGCUUGAUCCAUGGUACCCGGAUGUGCAACUGGAGUCCUGUGGUGUUUGAUAUGCUUAUUAGGGUUUACGUCAGGGCUGGAAUGCUAAAACGUGGAUUUAAGACAUUUCAAAAUGUCAUCAGAAUGGGGGUUUCGCCCAAUGUCAUCACAAUUAAUAUCCUCUUGAAUGCUCUCUCCCAGGCAAAUCAUUUUUCGAAUUGCUGGAAAGUGUAUGCCCAAAUGGAGAGAAUUGGGGUGAGCCCGAACUCAUGCACUCUCAACAUCAUGAUUCAUUCCCUCUGCAAGAGCGGGGAUGUGGACAUGGUGGAUGAUUUUCUUGAAAGAAUGGAAGAAGAAGAAGGAUUGGGACCCGAUAUCAUUACCUAUAACAUGUUAGUUGACAGUUAUUGCAAGAGAGGGCGACUAAAAGAUGCAGUUUAUCUGUAUUACAUUAUGUACAAAAGAGGAGUGCCCCCAGAUUUAAUAACCUAUACUUCCUUGAUUAGUGGUUUCUGCAAGGGAGGAAAUGUCAAAGAUGCUCAUCAGUUGUUCCUCAGAAUGAUCCAUAAAGGUUUCAAACCAGAUUCUAUUUCGUACAACACUCUUUUGCAUGGAUACUGCAAAGAAGGAAUGCUGCAUGAGGCCAAGGCUUUGUUUCAUGAUAUGAUUCAAAAUGGAGUGGGCCCUGACGAUUUCAGUUUGCAGAAACUACUAGAAGGAUAUAGGGAACAUGGGAAACUUAUCUCAGCGUUGAAUUUGAUUUUGGAGCUCCCGAAGUUUGGGCUUUUAAUAUCUCAUGAGAUACAUGAGUACAUGAUUGUAGCUCUGUGCGCAGAUAAUAGACCAUAUGCCGCCAAGAAUAUCUUGGACCAUAUAUCUAAACAAGGGUUUGAACCAAACAUGGUAAUAUACAGAGAGUUAAUUGUUUCUUUUUGCAAUUGCAACUAUGUGGAUGAGGCACUGUGUUUGAGAGACGAGAUGGUGGGUAAAAAGUUCAAGCUCUGUUUGGAUUCAUACAGAGGGAUCAUUAAUGGUUUGUGUGUAUCAAGUCGAAACCUAGAGGCAAAUUCCAUCUUGCAAGAAAUGAUUGAUUCAGGGUUGGAACCAGACACUGAAAUUUGUAGAGCUUUGAUUACAGGACAAUGUGAUGAUAAGAACUUUGAUGAAGCGCUGUUCUUACUAAUCCGGUUUGCUGAAAAUUUUCAAGUUUUUGAUUCAGUUUGUUAUAACAAAGUUGUGUGUCUUCUUGGUGAGAAAGGCAAUGUUGGUGAGUUAAUGGAAUUUCAAGAGAAAAUGAUGAAAAUGGGGUUUACACCGAGUCAACUGACUUGCAAAUAUGUUGUUGGCGGGCUCCACAAAGCUAUGAAGUUUCACAAACACUAACAUCACGAUGCACUGGUCAACAUUUAUGCUCCUUAAGCAUCAUACUUUUUCUACCUUGUGUGACCUAAGCCUUCAACACUAUUCAGUGGGUCAAAUCCCUAACCUAGUAAGGUUUCAUAUAGGCCCUGAUUCUUGACAGAAGCAGACAAGCAGUCAACUGCUUGAGCUGAUGUAUGUUUGGUGCUCGCUCUUUCCGUCACAUUAUAUGUUCCUCCCUCCAUUCCACAAUUAAAUUCUCACUUGCCACUCUCCUUUUUGAGAUUUCCCAAAAUCAAGUUCUUACUUCUCUUUUUGGUACUAUUUGAAUGGAAAAAUACACUUUUACCCAUAUUCAGUAAGAUCUCCAAAAAUUUACAUGACAGAGGUAUACACAUUUUUUCAUUCAGAACCAGAAUCAUUGAUAACUGAUUCCGGAAUUGCAAUUAGAGGAACCAGAAACAAACCGGUUGUAUAAUGUUCGGUUUAAGGUUGUUGGAGACGGGUGGUUCCUAUGUGGUAAUCACCCGUUUGAGCCACUUUUUAAUGUGACAUUUCGUUUAUAGCUCCAGCCACAUUUUUUUAAUUUUUUCAUAUUUAAACUUUUGCCUUUUCACUUUUUUUCUGCUAAACUUUUUUUAUUUAAAAAAAGUUAUCUCUUACAACUAAAACCUAACCCCUAAAUCCAUUUAGAUCGAAGUUGUCUGGAGAUUGAUGUCAGGCGCUGGUAAUUCAAGCUUCACACUCGCCGAUUUCAAUCCGAAGAUGGAGGAGUAUCUAUCUCCCAGUAACUCGUCUCGUAUCAUCUUCUUCACAAACGCAUAAUAGAUCACGUUCUCAUCAAAAUCUCAACCUCAGAGUCUAUCUUCUUCUCAGAAAUACAUAGGUAGAUCUAUCCAAGUCUCACCAAGUUCCUUAGAUCAAAUUCUGUCUGCUGCCUAUGCCUCUGACGGCACUAGCUUUUGAUUGAAUACAACUUAAUGGUGGCCCUUCCCGAGCUUCGAAAAGCAAUCUACUACUCUUCCCCACUCUUUGCACCUCUAGGCGAAAUCAGCUCCUUUAUCUUAUUCGAGUAGCGCCACAUAUAAAGCAGCAUCGAAGAACAUCGAUUAGCGCUCCCGAGAUGAACACCAACAGCAAACAAGUGGCAACAGCACUUGAUAUAAACUAUUUUUCUCACUCCAUGUACAGUGAGUGUGGAUGUGAAUCAGUGAGGAUGGGGCAUUUUGCCUAGAGUGCAGCUGAUCGGUUGGCUCUGAUUGAGCACUAAAAAACUCCAGUCUUCACCAAAUUUUAGUAUGUUGCUCCUGCAAUAGACCUUCUCAUAUCCUAUGGUGUAUGAAUGGAAAAGAACUACAUGAAAAUGAUGAUAAUAAGAUUGAAUGCUUCAUGGUUUUCAAAAAAAAAAAAGAUUAUCGAGGAGAAUAAAGACAAGACUUACAUUUGAUGAAGUGUGUGUUGAUCGAGAGACAUGUAAAGAAGAAAGAAUGAUAAGAACAAGUAAUAUCGAGGAGAAAAGUGUGUAAAUAUUUACACACAAAUUAUGUAAUAGAGAUUUGUGCAGAGGAAAGAGAAAUAACAUGAGCCACAAAUUGAUUUAUUAAAAGGGAAAUUGACAAUGUUUUUAAUACAACAAAAAAGGAAAGUUGACAAAGUUAUAAGGGACGGAGGGAGUACUAUUUAGUUGAAUAGUUAAUAAUUAUACAAUCAUUUUACACCUAUAGCAUGAAGAUUGAAGAUCAUACGAAGUAGUAGUUAAGUUUAUGCAUCUCGAUAGAAUCAUAUUUUACCAAACUCCUUUCAUCACUAAUUCGAUGUAAUCCUGUUAUGAGGUGUAUAUAUCCCGAUUUUUUGGAACAUGAAAAUACACUUUAUUAUCUUGCAUAUAUGGUAUUUACUCAUAGGUUACAAAUCCAUCCAGAUUAAAUAAAUUU